Messenger RNA from Aspergillus aculeatus ATCC 16872, 1304 nucleotides. RefSeq names its product TauD/TfdA dioxygenase family protein. Gene Ontology annotation, molecular function: 2-oxoglutarate-dependent dioxygenase activity. The record is from RefSeq and is a predicted model, not a curated record. NCBI's taxonomy places the organism in Eukaryota, Fungi, Ascomycota, Eurotiomycetes, Eurotiales, Aspergillaceae. Gene Ontology annotation, cellular component: cytoplasm. The coding region runs from base 89 to 1090 and encodes 333 amino acids. The transcript has 4 exons.
GCAGUCUCCGAGCAGAAUCUAUGUAACUAUCCACAUUGAGUUGGAAGAACACUAACAAGAAAACAUCAAGGACUAACCACUUCACACAAUGGCGCCCCAUCCACGCAUCCAGUCCAGCGGGUCCCUGGACGCCUUCCACCCCGUGAUGGUAACCCCAGUUGUUGGCAAUGAAUUCCUCAAGGGAAGCUGCAACAUCGUCGACGAUAUCCUGAACAGUCCAGAGGCAGACCAGCGCAUCCGCGAUCUGGCCGUCAUGAUCGCCGAACGCGGCGUCGUCUUCUUCCGCGCCCAAGACAACCUCACCAAUGCCCUCCAGAAGCAGCUGAUCCUCCGCUUGGGCGAACUGACCACCCGCCCCGCCACCCACGGCCUGCACAUCCACCCCGUCACCAACGACGCCCGCGAAUUCGGCGACCCGGACCCCGAGAUCAGCACCAUCAACUCCGAGGGCCGCAAGAAACUGUACAAGGGAUCGGACUACACCAGCCAGGCGGCCGUCUGGCACAGCGACAUCGCGUUCGAGAAGGCGCCGGCCGACUUCUCGAGCCUGCGGCUCAUCCAGUUGCCCACCACCGGCGGGGAUACGCUGUGGGCGUCCGGGUAUGAGAUGUACGAUCGGUUGAGUAAGCCGUACCGGGCCUUUGUGGAGGGGCUCACGGUUACGCACGUUGGCGAGGGGUUCCGCAGAAUGGCGCAGGUGGGGGGGUUCAAGAUGUUUACCGGGGAACGAGGCGCGCCGGUCAAUGUGGGCGAUGAGUUGGUGGCGGUUCAUCCGGUUGGUCUUUCCUUUGCUUCGAAUAUCAACGAAUUGAGUCGCAAAGAGAGUGCGAACAUGCUCCAAUAUUUCAACGAUCUGAUCAUCCACGGGCAUGAUCUCCAAGUGCGGUUCAAAUGGAACGAGCCCAAUGAUAUUGCCAUCUGGGACAAUCGCAGUGUCUUCCACACCGCUACUGGCGACCACGAAGGCUUCGGGCCAAGGAGUGGGAACCGGGCCGUGGGGGUGGGUGAGGUUCCUUAUUUCGAUCCGGAAAGCAAGUCCAGGAGAGAAGAUCUGGGUAUUGAGGAUACCCUAUCCCCUGCGCACUGGUAGCAGUGGAAGUCCGGCAUAUGUGCUUCGACAUGUGGAAUGACCCUUUCAUGAUCCUGAUCGUAGUGAUAAUGAUAUGUAUGAAUUGUGCUUGAUUUCUCGACCAUUACUCGUUGCUAUCCUGCCAUUGAUGCCCACGGAAGGUCGGUCCAGAAAUCAUCCGUCAGCAUAUCGCCAAACGAGUGCAGGUUAUCUAGCAUCUCUUGUAAUCCGUGGC